AUGGAAGAAAACAAUGAAACCUCUGAGGGAGGGUUUAUUUUGCUUGGAUUCUCCGACCAGCUCCAGUUGGAAAUCAUCCUUUUUGUGGUAGUUUUGAUAUCCUGUCUUCUGACCUUUGUGAGCAAUACAUCCAUCAUCCUGGUCUCCUGCCUGGAUUCCAAACUCCACUCACCUAUGUACUUCUUCCUCUCCUUUCUUGACCUUGCCUUCACUACCAGCAUCAUGCCCCAGCUGUUGUGGAACCUGAGAGGACCAGCCAAGACCAUCACAUCCACUGGCUGUGUCCUACGACUCUAUGUGUCCCUCUCCUUAGGUUCCACUGAGUGUGUUCUCCUUACUAUCAUGGCAUUUGACUGCUAUGUGGCUGUCUGCAGACCUCUCAACUACACGACUGUCAUGCACCCAUCAUUCUGCAAGGCCCUGGCAGGAAUAGCCUGGCUCAGUGGACUGGGAAACACUCUGAUCCAAAGCACCAUCACCCUGCGACUUCCUCGAUGUGGGCACCGUCGCCUCCACCACUUCUUGUGUGAAGUGCCUGCCAUGAUCAAAUUGGCUUGUGUUGACAUCCAUGCAAACCAAGUCCAGCUUUUUGUGGCUACAUUAGUUCUCCUCCUCCUUCCCAUGGCAUUGAUAUCUGUCUCCUAUGGAUUUAUCGCACAUGCUGUGAUAAAAAUUAAGUCAUCCCAAGCUUGGUGCAAGGCUUUAGGGACCUGUGGCUCUCAUCUACUAGUGGUGUCCCUUUAUUUUGGGACCAGCUCAGUCAUAUACAUCCAACCACAGAGAUCCUUUGGCCACAGCCAGGGCAUGUUCCUCACACUCUUUUAUACUGUUGUGACUCCCACUCUCAAUCCCCUCAUAUACACCUUGAGGAACAAGGAUGUGAAAGGAGCCCUGAGGAGACUGCUGAGGAGAGAUCAGGUCACAAAUAAAAGAAUAUUAAAUAAUAGUGAAGAGUUUACAAAUGAGAAUAUUGAUAAGAUUUUCACCUUAUUAAAAUGUACUUUUUGGUACAAUUUUGAAAGAGUUGAGCAAAAUUGA
This is a messenger RNA of Marmota monax (woodchuck), 1038 nucleotides long. Its product is annotated as olfactory receptor 2G3-like. Gene Ontology annotation, biological process: G protein-coupled receptor signaling pathway. Bases 1 to 1038 code for a protein of 345 amino acids. Gene Ontology annotation, cellular component: membrane. NCBI's taxonomy places the organism in Eukaryota, Metazoa, Chordata, Mammalia, Rodentia, Sciuridae. The transcript is spliced from 2 exons. Gene Ontology annotation, molecular function: G protein-coupled receptor activity; olfactory receptor activity. The record is from RefSeq and is a predicted model, not a curated record.